Messenger RNA from Trematomus bernacchii (emerald rockcod), 1021 nucleotides. RefSeq names its product zona pellucida sperm-binding protein 3-like. The coding region runs from base 1 to 879 and encodes 292 amino acids. Gene Ontology annotation, biological process: egg coat formation; binding of sperm to zona pellucida; positive regulation of acrosome reaction. Gene Ontology annotation, molecular function: acrosin binding. The record is from RefSeq and is a predicted model, not a curated record. Lineage: Eukaryota; Metazoa; Chordata; Actinopteri; Perciformes; Nototheniidae. Gene Ontology annotation, cellular component: extracellular matrix. The transcript is spliced from 6 exons.
AUGGUGAUAAAGUCCACUGUUGUGUGCCUUGUGGCACUGGCCUUGUUAGGCAGCUUAUGUCAUGCUCAAUGGGCUGUGGGUGGUUACAUGCCGACAGCACCAUACCAGAAGCCAGCACCGAGACAGGAGCCUGUCAAACAACAGCCUCAGACGCCCCAACAGAGUAAGCAGACAUUUGAAAGACCUCUCACCUGGGGAUACCCUGAAGACCCCACGCCUGACCCUGAAGUCGAGGUGCCGUUCGAGUUGAGAUUUCCUGUUGCUGCUGCAACUGUUGCUGUCAAGUGCAUAGAGAGUAUUGCUCACGUGGAAGCCAAGAAGGACUUGUUUGGGAUUGGCCAAUUUAUCAACCCUGCCGACAUUACCCUGGGAAACUGUGCCCCUGUCGCAGAGGACAAUGCUGCUCAAGUGUUGAUUUUUGAGACAGAACUGCAAAGUUGUCUUAGCACAUUAACCGUGACACAAGAUUACCUUAUCUACAGCUUCACUCUGAACUAUGAUCCCAAACCUCUGGCCGAUACUCUUGUGGUGAGGACCAGCAAAGCUGCAGUAAUUGUGGAAUGCCACUACCCAAGGAAGCACAAUGUGAGCAGCCUUCCUCUUGACCCCUUGUGGAUCCCAUUCUCUGCAGUUAAGGUGUCAGAGGAAUUCCUUUACUUCACCUUGAGACUCAUGACUAAUUUCGGGCAAAACGAAAGACCAAGCUACCAGUAUUACCUGGGCGACAUCAUAAAUGUAGAGGCUGUUGUCAAGCAGUUCUUCCACGUGCCCCUCCGUGUCUAUGUGGAGAGAUGCGUAGCCACCAUUGCACCUGACAUGAACUCAAUACCUAACUAUGUCUUCAUUGAAAACAAUGGCUCUACAUUACAUGCCACCUGAAAGCUACAUCCACUUUACGUCCCAUCAAUGCUGAACAUAGAGCUUGUUCCUACAUCAAUGGGUGGAAAGAGGCCAGCGGACAGGAUGCAGCUUGUGGCUCCUGUGAAUCUGGUGGAUUUGGAGGAACUGGUGGAAAUCAAGG